Messenger RNA from Bursaphelenchus xylophilus (pine wood nematode), 3024 nucleotides. The record is from the annotation of a GenBank genome assembly. Lineage: Eukaryota; Metazoa; Nematoda; Chromadorea; Rhabditida; Aphelenchoididae.
AUGGAGCCGUGGAUGUUUCCGUAAGGACUACGCAAACUUUCGCGUGGGUGGGGUUGAAAAAUGGGCUUUUGAUUGUUGCAAGGGCUGUUUUUAGUACAUAUAGUAUAGGAAAGAAUAUUGUAAAGUCGGCCUUGUAUAGCCUUAAGGGCAAAAAAUAUUUCAGAAAAUUCAAAGGAAAAGUAACCGAAUUGAUCGAGAAAAAGUUGUUGAGAGUUCUGCCUACAGUGUCCCUCUAUAUUAUACAGCAAUCCCUAAAAGUUUAAGCUCAGGUUUUGCGGGCUCUGCUAAUAUAUUUAACGACAUUUGAAGGCGCCAGGGCACCUAAAACCAAGAAAAUAAAUGCUAUUUUUCUUGGUAUGUCCUUGCUGAUCUUCUGUAGAAAAGCUUGAGCUUAGGCGUUUAAAAUAAAGUGCAAAUCUUCCCACAUUUAAUAUAAAGAAAUUUUCAAACUUUCGGAAACUUUCAUCAAAAAGAUCCCGGCCAUUUCUACAGAGCACAAUCUGAAAUUAUCGUAUCUAUUUUUCAUAACAUUCACCGAAAUCUGACCGCAGGGCUUCUUUUAAUUCCUUCUUAAGACCCCUUGGCUAUCAAUAAAACUAUGAUAUCAAGUUGAUUUUGUUUAAUUUACGUCAUUUGUUUCAGUUCCCAAAUGGCGGAUACGGCGUGGUGGGACACGUCGACGGCUUGUUAUCACGAGCCCAAAGUGCACGACCAUGAGCUGUACUUUCAACUGAGCACAAUCAACGUUUAUAUCCUCUUACCGUUGGCCGUUUUGGGGCUCUUCUUCAAUGCUUCGGCUUUGGUGAGUUUUUCAGCGGUGACUUCUAUUUUUGUGGAGCAUACUGUAAAAAAUAUGCGCAAAGCUCGAUUUUCUGGGUUAGUAAUACGUUUUAGGCUAUACAUAUAUAGGAUUUGUACAGUAAAAAGUUUGUGCAAAAAAUUGCAAGCUACCAUAAAAAAAUUAUUUGUUUUAGAAAGCUUUGUUGUAGGCAGGUUCAUUUCGACUCGAAAUCUAAUCUAGACACUCAGUAACUGUUUUUAUACCUCUUAGUUUCUAUCGUAAUUCCUCCUAUAUCUUCGAUUUUUUCAGAUAUGUCUGUACAGUCCGCCAAAGAUCACAUCGGGGGUAUUUAUUUACCUGAAAGCGCUGCUAAUCCUCGACCACUGCCAUAUUAUUGUAACGUCGGCGACGGUGCUAUUGCCUCAACUCUGCGAUCGUCAUCAUUCCAAGGAGCAUUUGUUUUAUCAGUAAGUCAUCAUUUUUUAUUUCCUCAAAAUUUUUCUCAUACGCGGAGAAAUCUUAUUUUCUCCCAGAUAAUUUACUUCAAUUUACCGUAUCCUUCUUUCAGAUACUGUAUGGUGGAGCGGCGUUUCCUAAAAUACACUCUUCCUCGACUUGAAAGUACGGUCAAUCUUCUGCAUGUCUGGACGAUAGCCUCGCUUUCAAUUCAUCGAUACUGGAAGAUCUCAAGGCCGGUUGUAUCGCGGUUUAAGGACACCGCGUCCAGAGCGCGUACAGUGUUGUUAAUCAUGUUCAUCAUCGCUAUUUUAUUCCGUUCUCCAAUCUUUUUCUUCGAACUUGAGCUUAAAAUUAAACCCUUUCCGAGGAUCCUCAGACGCCCCGAGACUACUGAGGUAAGCGCAAAAUUAGGUACAUAUAAUAGAUGAUAAGGAUGGGGUGGUGCACGAGCUACGAGGCUUAAAUUUUGAUUGAACUAAAAUAGCUUAUAGAAGGCUAUUUUAGAUUUUUCACAGCUCCGUAACACCACCUUUAAGACAAUUUUUAAAAGAAUGACUUAUUGCGUUCUCGUAUUUUACAAAUUACUUUUACUACAAACAUUAUUUUCAGCUUCUCUCCCCGUAUCGCGUGGUCUAUCACACAUUUCUGGACCCAAUUCUUUCAAAUUUUGUCCCAUUCGUGUGGAUGUGCGUCUUUUCGAUAUUAACCUUGAUUGAAAUCGCAAAAAGUCGACAGUUCGGCUAUGCCCAAUUCAACCCCGAAAACUUUGCCAUCUCAAGUGCCAUGGGGAUGAAGAGGAAUUCGUAUGGAAGCAGAUCGACCGGUCGCAAUUCCACGGACAUUGUGGCCAAGCCCAAAGCGUCGUUGACGUUUACGCAGCCGUUGACAUAUUUGAGGAAAAGGGCCGAUUCAAUACGACAGAAACAGGAAUUUCGGGCGACGGUUUCGAUAAUUGUCAUCAUUUUAUUGUAUCUGCUGUUACAUUCGCUUCAAGUUUAUAAUGUCAUAAGGAAAUGGCAACUGAUCUUGAUGGAGGAGUGUCCAACACGGUAAGCGGGGUUUCGAAAAUUUGUUGGGGUCUCAAAACUCGAUGAAAUUCAUUUAUUACUAACAAGAAAAGUAUUAAGUUGGAUAAAAAGUUAUGACCAUUUUCUUGCAAAAGUUUGAAGUCGAUUAUUUUCUAGCUCAGAGCCCUUCAUAGUUCAACAUACUUAUAGACUAAUAGAGAGCUUAUCGAAGUUUCAUCUAGGGUGUAUUGCAAAGCCUUACGGCUUAGCCGAGAUUUUUUAUUGCUAAAAACUCGAAAGUGACCUGAUUUUGGUAGGGUACGAAACAACUCAGAUCACGUCCCUUUGCCAGCCGCUGAUGGUCUCGGAUUGCUGUUAUUAUAAUCUUCAAGGAUUGUAGAAGACGCUGACACAGCAUCGUUACUAGGUAGCUGUGACAACUCAUUUUAAGAGCUGUUUUUUCCGGAAGAUUACCGAAGCCGUCGAUUGAAAAACGCGUCUAAAUAAUACCUCCAACACUCAGUUUUUACAGCAAAAAAACUCUUUUAACCAUCAUCCUAUCUUGUUUUCAGAACCGACUACAUCCAGUCGCAUGUGUCCACAGUGCUCUCCAUGUUGUCGGCGACUGUAAAUGCCUUUGUUUUUAUCGCAUUUACCAACCGCUUGCGGCACUACGUACAAAUGCUGAUCCGCAAAACAUCCCGAUCCUUCUCCAGCUCCAGCGAGCCCCCAUUAUCACCGAGAACAACGAUUUCAACCGAUCCCAUGGUAGUGUAA